AUGAAACUGAGUUUCAACAUUAACAUGCCAAGCUUGUGGCGAGAGUGCCUCUCCUCUGCGUUCCGAAUGGCCUUGGGGUGCACCAUAGUGGGUUGUGUCACCCUUUACGGUCCACUCUCCAUUCGCACCUUCAUAGCUUUCCCUGCAUUCUCAUACGUCACAGUGAUUCUCAUUAUGCAAAACAACGCCACUUUGGGAGACACCUUGCUUGGAUGCUGGCUCGCGCUUUAUGCCACCAUUCAGAGUAUUGGGCCUUCCAUGUUGAGCUUGUGGGUUAUUGGACCCAACCGGUUCUCUAAGGGCACCGUCGCUUUGGCGGUGGCGCUCGCUUCAUUUGUGGUGGUUCUGCCUUCAGCUGCGUCCACGCAUUUGGUAGCUAAACGCAUAUCAUUGGGUCAGAUUGUACUCGUUUACGUUACUGCUUAUGUCAAUGGUGUUCACACUGAUCCUCUCAUGCACCCUAUACGCUUGGCAGCAAGUACUGCCUUAGGUAUGAUGGCUUGCGUUCUGGCUUUGUUGCUUCCUUACCCACGUCUUGCAUGUUACGAGGUGAAUCAAUGGGACAAGCAAUUAACAAAUAAUAUCUUGAAGAGAUUGAAGGUUCUUGUAAAGGUAUUAUGCGAGGAGGACAAGACUUGUGCGCUCCGAUCUAUCUCUCAAGUCAAGUCUUUGGUAACUACGCGAACCAAACUCCUUUCUAUCAUCAUGCGCUACCAAGAUGGCAUGCAAUGGGAGAGAUUCCCAACUAAAAUUUUCAGAUCGCAUAGCUUGAGCCCAAUAGAGAGACUUCAAGAGGUGGAUAUGACUGUAAGAGGAAUGGAAUUGGCUUUGACUUGCACCAAUCCAUUCCCAAUCAACAUUCCCAAUGAAGAUCUUAGACAUGGUCUUAAUAGCCUUGAGGAGCAUAUUAGCCUAACCAUUAAACAUGCUAAACUUGGUGGGUCACCAACAGUCCCCGAAUCCAAUGCAAAAAGCAUAACUCAUAUUCUCCAAUCCCUUCAUACCAUCCCAACAACUCACCAAGAAUUACCCAUUUUUUUCUUCUUAUUUUGCGCCAAACUCCUCCACAAAAAAUCACUGACCGAACCUCCAACUUGUAUUCAAGACAUGCAAAUUAAGAAAAAAGAAAAUAUUCCUAAAGGUAAAGAAAAAUGGGCUAAUUGGGAUACAACACUAAGAAGUACGAAUCUUAUUCCAGCAAUUAAGCUCUCUCUCUCUUUGGGCCUUGCAGUAUUCAUGGGCUCAUUAUACAACAACAAAAAUGGGUUCUGGGCUGGGCUUCCAGUGGCUGUGAGCUAUGUUUCAGGAAGGGAAGCGACAUUUAGAGCAACAAAUGUUAAAGCUCAUGGGAGCGUCUUAGGAACUGUGUAUGGAGUGUUGGGUUGCUUCGUAUUUGAGAGAUUCUUGUCAAUUAGAUUCUUGUCUCUACUUCCAUGGUUCAUUUUCACCAGCUUCCUUCAGCGAAGCCGAAUGUAUGGGCCUGCUGGUGGCAUUUCUGCAGCAAUUGGGGCCAUUCUAGUUCUAGGUAGGAAAAAUUUUGGGCCACCUAGUGAGUUUGCUAUAACGAGAAUCAUCGAAACCUUUGUUGGGCUCUCAUGUUCUAUUUUUAUGGACCUCAUAUUCGUGCCCAGAAGAACCUCAACGUGGGCCAAAAUGAAACUUUCUCAAUGUUUGGCCACACUUAGUGAAUCAAUAGAAUCGUUGAGUCUAUUUGUUGGCAAAACCGAUUUGGAAAAUUGCCAAAAGAGGUUCAAAAUGCAAGUUAAUGAGCUUGGCAAGUUUGUUGCGGAAGCAAAAGUGGAACCCAAUUUUUGGUUUUUACCAUUUCAUAAUGUUUGCUAUGAUAACCUUUUGGGGUCAUUGUCACGAUUGGUGGAUCUCAUUUGUUUUGGAGAACAUGCAUUGAAGUUCCUCCAACAAGAAUUCCAAAGGGGUGUGGCUUGUGGGAAAGAGGAUGUGAACAUGCUACAAAGUGAACUUGGACACGUUAAGGAAAUUAUCUGCUCUUCAAUAAAAAGUCUUGAGGAGAUUUCUAGAAUGAAAUCACUAAUGCAUGUUGAGAAAGAGCUUGAGAAGAGGAAUAUCUCUAGUGAUAUAGAAGAUGGAAAGUCACCUGAGUGUGACACGUGCAUGGUUUCAGGUUUAGGUGAAGAUGGAAUUGGAGAAAUCAUAGGCUCUUAUCUGCAACGUUCAAGAAGUAUUGUUGAUAACUUGUAUGGUGAUGAAGAUGAUAAGGAGCUAAAGAGCCAAGUUGUUUUGUGUUUGAGUGCCUUGGGGUUCUGCUUGAGUGCAUGUAUAAAGGGCACCAUAGAAAUUGAAGAGGCAAUCCAGGAACUUGUUCAAUGGGAGAAUCCCUCUAGCCAGAUUAAUUUGUGUGAGAUAUCAUGUAAGCUACGUGCUUUUAACAAAUGA
Molecule: messenger RNA, 2412 nt
Organism: Abrus precatorius (Indian licorice)
Lineage: Eukaryota; Viridiplantae; Streptophyta; Magnoliopsida; Fabales; Fabaceae
Exons: 3
Coding region: 1-2412 (803 amino acids)
Biological process (GO): transmembrane transport
Cellular component (GO): plasma membrane
Molecular function (GO): transmembrane transporter activity
Source: RefSeq, a predicted model, not a curated record